AUGUCGACAGAUUUGUCCGCGCCCAUUACCAACACGCAGUUCGCAGUCUUCACCGCAGUUGAAGCCGGUGACAAUCAGACGUUCCCCAACGUGCUGGUAGACACGGGAAGUGCGUAUCUUUGGGUUGGUGCGCACCAGCGGUACGAACCCGGGCCCGACACUCAAGCGAUCAAUGCGACAUUUGCCGUUGCAUACGGCUCUGGCUACGCCAACGGGACAGCCUACAAAGAUGCCGUGACCGUUGGCUCUGCAACCGCCAGCGACCAGAUCAUUGGUAGCGCAAGUUACGUGGAGGGCUUCCCCGAACUGGGCGUGUAUGAUGGCAUCUUCGGCCUUGGCCCGCCGGGCUCAAACAUCAACCAGACAUCGGGAUACCCCACGACGCCGACAUUCAUCGAGAACCUCUAUGCGCAGGGAAGCAUUUCCGAAUCGAUCUUUGGACUUUAUGUGCCCUCGUUUGUUCCAGGCGCGGUCAACACUGGCGAGAUCACCUUCGGAGGGGUUGAUUCAAGCCGGUUCGUUGGUGAGAUUGAGUGGAUUCCUCAGGAUACACCAUAUAAUCAGCACUGGAACUUCAACGCGACGAGCUUCUCAUGGGGCAAUAUCACCGCACCUCAGCCAAUCUUCGCCCGUACAGACUGUGGUGCUCUGGCUAUCCUGAUCCCGAAUGAUCAGCUUUUCACUAUCGUUGACACUAUUCCAGGGACGACGCUUGAUGAGAGCAACGGCUCGUUCUUAGCAGGAUGUCUUAUCUUCCCGGCAAACAUGACCGCGGCUGAUCUCCCGCCCUUGGAGAUCGGACUCGGCAGUCUGCAAGUGCAGGUACGUGCAGAAGACUAUAUUGUCUCACCGAGCGUGUACUCAGCGUUGAACAUCACGGACGACGGUAUGAUGCACACAUACGUCUGUGCUGGCGGACCCUCGUUUGUCAUGCUGGGUCAGAAAGUGCUGGAGCACCUGUACUCGGCAUACGAUAGUGCGUCUCGUUUCUCCCUCUGCCUAUCGUCCCACGAAGUGACUUGCGGGCCUGUGAUGAACGUGCAGUCGUGA
Molecule: messenger RNA, 1050 nt
Organism: Rhodofomes roseus
Lineage: Eukaryota; Fungi; Basidiomycota; Agaricomycetes; Polyporales; Fomitopsidaceae
Product: acid protease
Exons: 9
Coding region: 1-1050 (349 amino acids)
Biological process (GO): proteolysis
Molecular function (GO): aspartic-type endopeptidase activity
Source: RefSeq, a predicted model, not a curated record